Molecule: messenger RNA, 1242 nt
Organism: Didymodactylos carnosus
Lineage: Eukaryota; Metazoa; Rotifera; Eurotatoria; Philodinida; Philodinidae
Source: the annotation of a GenBank genome assembly
AUGCGUGUCGUGACUCAUUUUUUUCGAGAAACGAAUACAAAGUCAGCUGAAAUUACAGGUUAUGUACAAACGACUGGCGAACAACCAUUUGCCCUCCAUUUUUUUACAGAAUCUCAAAUUACUCGUUAUAUUUCGUUCAUUCACUCACAAAAAUAUUCACAUAUACAUAUGGAUGCCACUGGUUCCUUUGUUCGAAAGUUUAACGGCCAAAAACGUUCUUUAUUGUAUUGUAUUGUUUUUAAGGAUGGUGACGAUCCAUCUCAAAUUAUACCUCUCGCAUCGGCUGUUUUAUGUAACCACAGUGUACAGUCUAUCACCUAUUUUCUUAACAUCGUUAGAAAGAGUAUUGUCACAAUAGCGGACAAAUUUAUUCGCCCGUCGUUUAUUGUUAUUGAUUUUUCGCCAGCUAUCUUGAAUGCCCUAUUACAAACAUUCAACAACGAAGGAAUCAAUCUACAUUUAAAACGAUGUUGGAAUGUUUUGCUAAAGACCUAUUCAUCGGAGGAACUAUUUGCCGUAACAUAUAUACGAUUUUGUUGUGCUCAUGUUAUGAAAGCAUUCUCACGUAGCUUAAAAGCAGCACAAGUUAAAAAGGACACAAGAAAACAGAUCAUGCACUUCUUCGCAUUUAUUUUAUUGUCCAUGACACUCGAUCAAGCUAUGCAACUACUGAAUGCUGUCAUACAGAUUUUCGGUGAUCCAUAUAACACAGACUCACCAGCACUGCUACAACAUUUUUUGAAUAUUGGUCUCGACGAUUCUACUAUGAAAAUAAUUAGCGAAGAUGAGAAUGACGGCCAACAGCAACAACAAGAGCUAGAUCCAUUAGAAGAAAUUGAUGAAACUAAAAUAUCCAGUAAAGCUAUUAUUCACCAAUCGCCGUUUAACGUUGAAGCGAGAAAACAGAUUCCAGAUUUAGUGAACUUAUAUUCAUCAGACAAAUCAAUACCCUCGUACGUUAGCAAAAUUGGCCCUGGUCAAUUAUCAAAUGCAAUUGUUGAAUCUUAUUUUGGUAUAGUAAAAGAAUGUAUUUUGCGAGAUAUAAGUCGUCUUCGGCCAGCACAGCUAGUUCUUAACGUAUCACAAACAUCGGCGAUUACUGGUACAGAUAAUGAAAGUAUUCGAAAAAGUGCCCGACAAAAAACUCCAAAUAUUAAAUAUAGAUCACCUCCUACUUCUGUUAAGCGUAUUGCAAAGAAAAUAUUAGUACCAAUGGGCAAACUUACUACGCCACGAAACUGA